UCUUUACUUUCGCGUUUGAGCAAGUACUGAAAACAGACGUAUAUGUGAGGGUUAGUACGUUGGUCAACAUGAACUCAACUAGUGGAAUAGUGUGUUUUAUUUUACUUUUCGUAAACAUAGCGCCAUCUACACAAGAAUGCAAUAUGGAGCUGACAAUCAACAAAACUACAGAAUGUACUCUCACGUUUACCAAAAUGAUUGGUUACAACACCCAGUCUUUCUCUAAAAAUCCUGAAAAGCUCUGUUGGAACUUCUGCAAGCUCGAAGUCUGUCAGGCAAGGGCAGCUGAAGAAACAGGCUGUGCCGAACCCGCCCAAUACAUCAUUGAGAACAGUCUGGGAGUAGCUCGUGUUUUGUUACAAAAGAAACAUAAGGUAAACUGUGAGAAUUACGAUACCACUAAGUGCGGCCGAUCAUCAGUUUCACAGGCCACCGGCUUUACAAUCGUGUUACUUCUUCUGCUCACUAGGUGGUGCCUACAGUAGCCUAUCUAGGCAAGUGAUCUGUCUGGAAAAAACUGACUGAAAAGCUCUGACACUCAAUCAGAUGUGAUUUUACACGUAAUGAAAUGGUGGUUAUUAAUUAAUUAGUCUGUUACAGGUUUAAAGACGCGUAAGUUCAAAAAGAGCCACGUUUGUCGUAUGGAUACAGUACAGUUAGAUGGGACAAGUAGCUAGUGACACCUAUCAGAAAGAAUAACACAACGUGAAGUGACGAGAAUUUUAUAAAUGAAGUUCAUUUUAUUUUUAUCUGACUUAUACUAUUUAGAUUAUCCACUUUUCUGCUUAUAACAUUCUAAAUUAUUCUAUUGAUAUUGCCGUCUGAAGGAUAUGAAUUUAGUAGUGGGCUUAGUUCUCUUUUAACAUUUUUUUUCCUUUUAUUAUUUCGAUGUCAUUGUUACAGCAACGCCACCGUACUUUGUAUGAA
This is a messenger RNA of Limulus polyphemus (Atlantic horseshoe crab), 927 nucleotides long. RefSeq lists its product as uncharacterized. The coding region runs from base 69 to 485 and encodes 138 amino acids. Lineage: Eukaryota; Metazoa; Arthropoda; Merostomata; Xiphosura; Limulidae. The record is from RefSeq and is a predicted model, not a curated record. The transcript has 3 exons.